UGUGACGUCAGACAGCAGACCUGGGGUCAGGUGACACGGAUGACGCCGACAGCUCAGCAGGAAAACGACACGAUAGAAGCACCGUGCUCCCUGAGGAAGGAGGUGAGGAAGCAUCCAGUCUUCAGGAGGAAGUUCCAGUUCUCGGUGCCGGUUCUUCAGUGGGCUGAGAGUUUCGCCAGACCGACCUGGGAGCAGCUGAAGAAGCGCAAACCUCCGUACGGCUGGAAGGAACUUCCUGUUAACGUCCUCGACUCCACCCUCUCCCUUCUUAAAAGCUCCGAUCUCUUUGAUGGCCGCUCCCCUGGCAGGUGCAUCCGGUGUGCCGUGGUGGGAAACGGAGGUAUCCUCCGAGGGUCCCGGCAGGGGAUGAACAUCGACAGUCACGACUUUGUCUUCAGAAUGAACGGGGCAGUGAUCACAGGCUUUGAGGAAGACGUGGGCACGAGGACUUCCUUCUACGGCUUCACCACCAACACCUUGAAGCACGCGCUGAGCUGGUACCACGACGACGGCUUCACCGAAAUCCCUCAGAGCCCGGAGACCAAAUACAUCUUCAUCCCAUCAGACCUCAGAGAUUACGUGAUGAUAGCCGCUGCUAUUCGGGGACAGACUGUCAGCUUGGGCACAGAUAGAGGAGACAGACCCUGGGAGCAUUUUGGCCACCAAGCAGCUGAAAACUUCAGGCUCCUCCACCCAGGCUUCAUCUCCUACGUGACACACAAAUUCCUGUCAUCGCCUCGGCUGGCUGAUGUCAGGGUUCGUGAGAUGUACAUGCCGAGCACUGGUGCUCUGAUGCUGAUGACUGCCUUACACACCUGUGACCAGGUUUCUGCCUUCGGUUUCCUCACCAGGAACUACGCAUCGUUCUCCGAUCAUUACUACGACUCCGUGUGGAGGCCUCUGAAGUUCUACGCCAACCACGACCUGCCGAUGGAGGGCGAGCUGUGGGAGGAGCUGUACCGUCACAGGAUCAUCAUGCUGUACCAGAGGAGCGCAGACAGCUGAGGGAGGCGCAGAAGAGGCUCCACUCCUGAGCUGGUUUUUGUGGGGACCUGAAACCUUCUCACAGUUUCGGUGUUUCCUGAAGAGAAACAAAAAGUUUCACAUUCAGGUUUUUCUUUGUUUUACCCCAGAAAAUAUUUAGAGAAGAAAAUCAUUAAAAAUUAAGGAGGUUCUGAGCUUCAUGAUUUCUUAUCAAAGUGGACACACGAGGCUGAAUUCAGUUCAUCACAGACAAACCUUCCUUCCUAUUUUAUUCUAUUAUUUAUUGUACUUUAUUCUAUUGUAUAUAGUAUUUUAUUCUAUUUGAUCUUUUUCUAUUCCAUUGUUUUUGUCUUAAUUUUUGCUGCUCUUAGCUUGUACUGUCCACUUUCUGCCGUGACCAAAACAUUUCCCACGGGUGGGACUAAUAAAGCGUUAUCUUAUCUU
Messenger RNA from Oreochromis aureus, 1428 nucleotides. It is a transcript of the gene st6galnac2, whose product is annotated as ST6 (alpha-N-acetyl-neuraminyl-2,3-beta-galactosyl-1,3)-N-acetylgalactosaminide alpha-2,6-sialyltransferase 2. The record is from RefSeq and is a predicted model, not a curated record. The coding region runs from base 40 to 1005 and encodes 321 amino acids. NCBI's taxonomy places the organism in Eukaryota, Metazoa, Chordata, Actinopteri, Cichliformes, Cichlidae. The transcript has 8 exons. Gene Ontology annotation, molecular function: sialyltransferase activity.